Salvia hispanica is the source of this 2539-nucleotide messenger RNA. The record is from RefSeq and is a predicted model, not a curated record. NCBI's taxonomy places the organism in Eukaryota, Viridiplantae, Streptophyta, Magnoliopsida, Lamiales, Lamiaceae.
AUGUCUGAAUAGCAAUGGAGUCACAAUGAUACACCAUGCUAUUUCCUUGUUGCAUAGUGCAAACUUCUCAUGUACUUAUGCGAUUUGCAAUCAGAGAGUAGUAAAUUAUGAAUUUUAGUUCAGGAUCUGAAUUUCUCUUGCCGCCAAGUUCCAUCUCCUAUUCUCCUCGACAGACCUCCGUCUUCUCGCAGCAGCACUGUUUCUCUUGGGAUGCUAGUCUCCCAGGCAGUUAGCGUGUCGGAGGAGGAGGCUGAAACGGCUUUAUCAAGAGAGGCAUGGGGAGUUGGUGCUGCAGGGUUUCGAGAUGGAGGAUCAGAGAAGAGAGAUGAUGAAAUAUUGGGUGAUGGCAGAGAGCAACUGCCCUCAGUUUGUGGUAGCACGUUCUUGUGUUUGCGUGGCUUCGUCUGUGAUCACCUCGUUUUUUUACAUCAUUGAUACUUUGGUUCAUGUUCUUGAUGGGACAAGCACGAAUGAGCCAGGUAAGUCACCCUAUGGAGUUUACACCAAGAGGAUUCUAGAUAUUCAGUCCAUCGGGCUGGGGAUGGCUGCAAUUCUGGCUACGUUCAGAUGGUGCACUGUUGUGUUUAGCUGCUCACACUCCGACACUUGGAUGGUUGAAACCUACUGGAUUCAGAUGCUUAACGACUGCAGAAACAGCUCCGCGUGCAUCAAAAUUUGGCCAAACAGAUGGGGCAAAUGUCUUCUUGAUGCAAAAUGGUGUGUGCUAACUCUCUGCAUUGGAGUUCAGAGCUUUAUUGUACUUGCAAGCAAAGCCCUCAUCUUCUUUUCGAGAUUCAUGGUGGCUCCAUUUGUGUUUUGCUUCUCUCACAUCAACAAGUUAGCGAGACGCCAUCAUGAUACAUCACGGGGUGGUGAUGACAUGGAUCUGAACUACCUAAGCAGCUAUGUUCUGUUACUAAAUGGCGAGGUGGAGCUUCCGACAAGGUUUGUGAGAAGCAUGUGCCAAGAGACUGGCGGCAUGAUUCAGAUAGGUAGAGAGAAGAAGCCCUCCAACCUUAUAAAUCUUCUACAAAAAUCUGAUAGCUCAAAUACUAGCCAAAUUACAACCUUAGUUUUAGCUCAUGAUUGUUGGACUCUACAAGUGGUCACUCUCACAAGCAUUGCACUCGCCCUUCCCAACAUCUCCCAGCAUCAACGCAAGCAGUUGUUGAGCAGUGUGAGCGAAGGCCUUUCUCUUGCAAAGAUAGUCGAAAAAGCAUUGGACACAAUUGCAAAACUUAAGAGCAUUAGGAAUGCUGCAAGUGCUACAUGGGUGGAGCUGCUAGUUUACUCCAGGUGGGCAAAGAUUGAUCUCAGAAGUGGAUUUCAACGGUGCCGAAACUGGGAGCAAGUGUUGCAAGAGCUCUCCCAUAAAGCCGAAGAGAUUUUGAUGAAGUUGAAGAGUGAAGAAGUGCAAGAUUCCAACAUGGGAAACACUCUAAAAUGCCAAGCAAGAGAUGUGGCUGCAAACUCAAUGUACAGAAUUUGUGAAACCAUUUUGCUGUCAUCUGGUAAAGUGGUAAAGAGGAAAGGUGUGAGGAAAUGUGGGAGAGAUUAUGUGUGAUGAUUGCAGAUGUUCUGGCAGCGUGUCUCACCAAUCUUCCACAUGCUAUAAUCAAAAUGUGUCACCAGAGUUGCAUUGAGAAGCGAGACAAGACAGUGCGGGAAGCGUUUCUGCUUUUGGGAAAGACGGAAGAAGUUGUUAGAAUUGUUCGACGACAGAAACAGCCAUGUGUAGAUCAUGACAACGAAUCUAUACUUGUGGAUUGUUGAGCUCAUACUUGAAGUUAAUGUAAGAUGAUUUUUGUUUAUUUUUUUCAAGGUAAGGGAGUGAAAGAAGAUGAACAGAGUCAAAUUACUCAGACAACCUUGAUUAAGCACCAUGAAAUUGCAUAUUUCUACAGCACAUAUUGCAAACAAAACAUUUACUGCAAAAUUGCAAAUAAAUAUAUUUGAAUUUGGUUGCCGAAAACUAUCUAACUUUAUAGUGUAUAAGGUAGUUCUAAUAAUGACUUGGCUGAAACGAAUUGAAUAAUAUUUGUGCAGGAAUACCUUCAAAGCAACCCUUUGUGGUUGCAGUAUGUCAAGACUCCUCUGGUGGCAUUAGGAUAUGAGAGUAGCUAACGAUGUCUUUAUAAAAGCACAUGGUGGCAGCCUAUCUCUGGGCAGGCCAAGCCAUCUGUCUUGGAGUUGCUCGGGCCUUGCUCAAGGUCAGUGACAGCCAUAGAUCGCCUCUGAAGCAGGAAGGCCUACCCACCCGGGACUCUGGAGUAUUUGAGAGAAAGAUGCCUGGGCUAAAGAAAGCUAGAAAGCGCCCACAGUUCUCAAAGCGAUAAGGUCAGGAACAUACUUGCACACUCCAUAUACACUCUGUUUAUGAUGUUUAUGCACUAUAUGUGUGGAUAUAUUUUUUCCUAUUUUUUGGAAUAUUUGAGGGCUCAAAGCUUGAAUUCUUGGUGUGUAUCAGCUUGGUUCCUUCCUACACAAGUUUCUGUUUAGGUUGUUAUGUUUCAGUAUUAUUGAUUUGAGUUCUUGAUCA